AUGGCUAGCUUAAGUGAAAGACGUGGAACUAAUUGUACCGAUGCUGAAUGGGAUGAAAUUCUGGAGAUGAAAAAUGAUCUCUUACCUUAUAAUAGUAAAAAAUAUCUUGAAGCCAGAAAAUUAAUAACAUAUUGGUCUGAGGUUAAUGGAUUUUAUAAAAGCUAUGCACCUGAAAUUGGUAUUGCUAUCUGUUUCUCUUGUAAUCAAUUAGUAUAUACCGGUAAACGAACUAAAAAUAUUGGAAAUUAUAACCACAUAGGAAUGGAAAAACAUUGGGCCUCUCAUUGUGCUGGAAAUAAAUACUGUGGUGUGAGUUAUGGAGAAUACCAAAAAAUCAUACAAAAAACCAAAUCCGCACGUAAAUACGAUGACAACUAUGCAUUACGUCGCUACGAAUUAUGGACGACAAAUGCAAUUAGAAGGAUCAAACGUGCAAGAGAAGUUGGAAAAAAGAUUAAAGCAUGUAUUAAAAUAAAAAGGAAGGUUGUGGAGUGGAUUUAUCGCCCAGAUGGAUUGACGGCGACUGAACUCGCUUUGCAUUAUGCGUGCUUACAGAAUAUUCGAGCAGAAAUGCAUCAAUGUCAAAAAUAUUUAUGGAUCUCUUCAGAUUUUUGCAAAGAUAUUAACCUUGCUAGCUCUGCUAAUGUAUACUCGGAAAAGCGUGAUUCUAGCUCGAUUCUAGCACAAUCAAUGUUUCAUCCUGAUUACAACCCCAUUAUAGCGAAGCUUCCAAAAAGUCUAGUCAAGAGGGCAUAUCAUAGACUUUUAUAUCACUCUAGGUCUCCUGUUAUCCCAGAACGAAUUUCUGAAAAAUGUGAUCGAAUUGAGAAUUAUUUGUACCAUACAUUAGAGGUAUAUGAGAAAGGAUUAAAUAGGAAGCGUAAAAAACAAAUCCAAAUUAUUGAACCACUUGAAAAUUUAUCACAUAAUAACAAAGCUAGUGUCAAGACAUAUAUAGAUAUGACUAAUCAAGAAACCCAAACCCAGAAUAUUAAUCCGAUCUGCACCUGUAAUCAUGAGGAAGAAAUCAAUCGUCGUGUUAAGAAAGAAUUAGAUAUUUUAUGUCGACGAUUACUUGAAUAUAAUGAAGAAACUUUUGGUAAAUUUAUGCGAGAAAUUAUUAUAGAGCAUGUGGAUCGGAUCAAAGCUAAUAAGAAAUUACGAUGCGAGGUUGAAGAGAAUAGAAUUGCAAGAAGCUGA
This is a messenger RNA of Entrophospora candida, 1200 nucleotides long. The record is from the annotation of a GenBank genome assembly. NCBI's taxonomy places the organism in Eukaryota, Fungi, Glomeromycota, Glomeromycetes, Entrophosporales, Entrophosporaceae.